Molecule: messenger RNA, 2333 nt
Organism: Synchiropus splendidus (mandarinfish)
Lineage: Eukaryota; Metazoa; Chordata; Actinopteri; Syngnathiformes; Callionymidae
Product: T-complex protein 11-like protein 2
Exons: 10
Coding region: 80-1489 (469 amino acids)
Biological process (GO): regulation of sperm capacitation
Cellular component (GO): acrosomal vesicle; sperm flagellum
Source: RefSeq, a predicted model, not a curated record
CCAAUGCAGUCUGAUUUUCAAACGUACAGUAAAGUUAUUGUUGCUGGAUUUCGUCCGAAACUGCCUAUAGACUGUUGUGAUGCCGAAUCACGGAGACAGUUCCACUGAUGUCCCCCAUGAUGACCUCCCCCCUCUGGAACAAGUGGACUCUCCUACAGGGAGUCCACCUGCUGCGUCACCGGCCGGUGUAAUAGAGCUCCACAACUGUGUGUCCAACUUGAGUCUGGCUCACGAGAUUGUCAUGAACCGAGACUUCAGCUUCACGCCCAGCAGCCCCCCAAAAGAAAGCUUGGAGGGUCGGGUGACAGAGAUAGUCCACCGGGCGUUUUGGGACAGCCUCAGCGAGCAGCUCAACAGUCAACCUCCGAACUAUGAGCACGCCAUCGUGUUGCUGCAGGAGCUUAAGAGCCUGCUGGACUCUCUUCUGCUGCCUCGUCACGUCAGACUCAGGUCUCAGCUGGACGAGGUUCUGGACAUGGAUCUGAUCCGCCUGCAGGUCCAGCACGGAGCUCUGGACCUGGACAGACUGGCAGCUUACAUCAUCAACACCAUGGCAGCUUUGUGUGCGCCGGUGCGAGACCCAGAGAUCAGCGCACUGAAGGAGCUCAAGGAGCCAGUGGAGCUGCUGAGGGGGAUCUUCCGUGUUUUGGGUCUGAUGAAGGCCGACAUGUUGAGUUUCACCGUGCAGAGUCUGAGGCCUCAUCUUCUCCAGCAGGCGGUGACAUAUGAGCGGACCAAAUUCCAGCAGAUACUGGAUAAACAGCCAGCUGCUCUGGACAGGACCUGGUCCUGGUUGGAGGCCGCAGCAUCUGAUGAAGCCUCAAGCUCCUCCCCACCACUGAGUGCCACUGCUAUCCUGAACCGCGCCUACAUGCGACUGCUGUCCUGGGACCCUCUGGACCAGAAAUAUCCCGAGACGCUGGUGAUGGACCGGGCUCGCCUGGAGGUCCUCAGCAGUCGACUGCAGCUGCUGACCAUGGAGGCGUCGGUUUUGCUUCUGACCUGCGGGACCGCCGCCGCCUUCCCUCAGGGGUUUGUAGUUCGAUUGCGGCAAACGGUCGCCGCCUUGCUGGAGGGUCGUCACAGCAGGGAAGACGACCUGAAGGAGGCGCUGCUGAGUCUUGGGGAGGUGGUCGUGCAGCAGGUGCACCAGGCAGCAAUAGACCAAGGAGGAGUGCCACCGUCUUCGGAGAGCCAGGAUGUGCUGAGCGGACAAAUAUCUACUCUGUGGAAGAAGGACAAUCCUGUCCGCAGCCUCGUCGGCGAAAGAUUGCAGGGUUUCCUCAGGGCCUUGCUCGAGGGCAGCUCCACUCAAAAGGCUCCAGAGCUUCCGGCGUCCCUCGGGCUGGUGAGCCAGGACCUGCUGGAUCUGGGAAGCACUUUCAGGAGGAUGGUCCACUUCAACCGCACGGUCUUCGGUCCCUUCUACGCUCCCAUGCUCAGGAAGCUCCUGUUUCCUGCCGAAGCUGUCGCGGACGACUCACGCUGAGGUGCUGGUGUCAUUGAUGGGGUGGGGCAUCAUGCAAAACUUUGAAUUUACACCUUAAAAAUAGAUCUAUAAUAAAUAAGGUUGAUUAUGAACGAGACCCCAGGUGGACGAGAAGGGUCCAGCCUGGGUCACACUGGGGCAUUUCUGUGGCGUAUUUUGCAAAAGGGUGUGGCGCUAUUUCCCCGUCCUCUGCUUGACAAAUAUCGUCUUUUACUUACGUAAAUAUUUAACAUGUGGUAGAAAGUGCCAUCGAGUCCUUCGCUCAACACUUCAUUCACUCAUUUAAGUUUCAAAAUAUUCAAUUGCGACUGCCGGACAUGAGGUCAUCGCCUGGGCACGUUCCACUACUGGCCACUUUUGUCCAAACCCCAACCUCACACCGGAUGUUUUAAAGCCUGGAUGCAACCUUGAUGUUGAGCUGUUGUGGCUGCAGUUGGUUGAUAUUGAAAUGGGCCCCAAAAAUGUAACCAUGUUUUGAUAAUACCAAAGUAGAUAUUUGUAAAUAUUGCACAUCUCUUCACAACUUUGCACUUUUAUCAGCAAGUCUACUACUCUCUCUCUCUCUCUCUCUCUAUAUAUAUAUAUAUAUAUCACAUUAUAUAAUUAUAUAAGCUAUUUUGCUUGGUUCUCAUUGUGAAUUGACCCUUCUGAAUACGGUCGAAUAAACAUAAACAUAGUGUUACAGUAGCGUGUCUAUUUCCCAAGGUCACCCUCUCCCCCCCUUAUUUGAGUUUAUUUUGAAAAUGGGCUUUGUUUUGAGUCAGGUGAUGCAUGUAACGGUAUGUGUUUGUUAUUCCAUGUUUUAUCGACCUUUUAAGUCUGUAAAUAAUCAUAUAUUAAAUAU